UGCCGACCCACCUGCGCCUCGUCCACAUCCCGCUCGCCCGCCAAGAGGCCCUGAUGAGCCGCCUCCUCGAGUGCAUGUGGUUCCGCCGCGAGAACGAUCCCUUCUUUGCCCUGUGCCGCAACGAGGUCGAGCUGUCGCUCUUUGCCGACGCGGCGAGCGUGCGAGGCUGCUUUGGCGACUUCAUGGGCCCGGCGGCGAGCUCGCGCAAGAAGGACCACGGUCCGGCGACGGUCAAGGGUAAGGAGCGCGCGAGGGACGACGGCGACGACGUCCUCGUCGGCGACGAGCUGUGGGUCGCGCUCGAGAUCGCGUUCGGCGGCAACGGCUGGGAGGAAGCCGCACCUCGCUUGCACGCACUCACCUCGCCCCUCGCCGCCGCCUCGGUCUCGAUCCUGUUCGUCUCGUCGUUCUACGCCGACUACGUCCUCGUCCGCGCGUCGGCCCUCGGCCUCGUCACCCACAUCCUCGAGAGCGAGGGUUUCGCGUUCGCCGAGGCCGACAAGGCCAUGGAGGACGAGCUCAAGGGCAUGCGCGUCCGCGAGGGCGAGGAGCGCGCGGCGGGCGGCGGCGGCGGCGGGCGGUCGAGCGGCACGUCGACGCGCAGGAUGAGCCGCUCGGACGGGACGGUGUACGACGAGGAGGACGAGGAGGAGGGCCUGAGCGACCUCGUCGGGAGCCUCGUCCUGAGCGAUGCGGGCAGCGCGGGCACGGCUGGUGGGCGCGGCCGCAGAGGGUCGAACGAGGGUGCGGGCGCGUCGCGCUCGUCGUCGUUCUCGCUGUCGCGGUCCAACUCGCUCCACCUGUCGUCGACGACGACGCUCCCGGGAGCGACGUCGCCCAGCCUGCGCUCGCCCGCACCCUCGACGACCAUGGCCCCGCCGCUGUCGCUCCUCCCCGACGAGCUCGUGUGCGUCGGCCUGUCGCCCGCUCACGAGACGCAGUGGCGCGCCAAGGUCGUCGAGGCCCUCUUCUUCGCCGACCGCGUCCUGCCCCGCCCUCCUCCCGGCUCCUCGCCGACCUCGCCGACGUCCCCCUCCCGCCCUCUCUCCUUCGCCUCCUUCUCGCCCGCCUCUGCCACCCUCCCUCUCUCCCGCCAAGCCUCCCUCAACCGCCACCGGCAGCGCUCGCACUCGAGCGCGCGCACCUCCCCUCCCGACGACCUCCCCGCCCCGCUCGAGUCGGCCACGCCCCGGGCUCGCCCCUCGCCGCCCUCGCGCACGGUGUCAACCUCGCUCCCGACGCCCCUCGCGCCGCACCCAGUCCCGUUCGUCGCCCUGACGCAGACGCCCGACGGCACGUCGCUCACGGCCGACGUGCGCCUCUUGCGGCGGCUGUUCCCGCCCGGGUGCGAGUCAGCAGGCGACGAGAUGGUGUUUGCGACGGGCGAGGCUGGGCUCGGGGGCAAGUGGGAGGGCGAGGACGGGCUGAGAGGGUGGGAGGGCGAGUGGGAGGCGAUGAGGCUCGCGCAGGAGGAGGAGGACGACGAUGAGGAUGAGGAAGGGGAAGGGGAAGAGGGGGCCGAGCUCCCGGUGAGCUCGUCCGAGGAGGAGCAGGGCAGCAGCACGGCGGACGAGAGCGAGGACGAGCAGGACGGCGACGAGUGGGAGGCCGUCUCGCCCUCGGUCGAUUCGGCGACGCUGCCGAGCGCGGACGAGGACGACGACGACGACGACGACGAUGGCGAUCCGGGUUUGGCGACGACGGCGCACACGGCGAGCGACCGCACCCUCCUCAAGUGCCUCCAGCUCGACCUCAUGAGCCUCGGACUCGACAAGCCCGGCCUCGUCGAGCACUACGCGCAGCUCCUCAUCGACGGCGGCGUGCGCUCGCUCCUGUACCAGUCGACGUACGGCUCGGCCAACAUCCUCGUCGCCAAGCGCGACGUUGGGCGCGCGAGGAGGCUGCUCCUGCGCGGGUGAGCCUCGCCGCUCUCCUUCCUCUCUUCGUCGGUCAAGCGGCCGUGCUGUCAUUGCAAUGGCGUUGCGUCUCGAGCGCGCGCAUGGUC
This is a messenger RNA of Rhodotorula graminis WP1, 2005 nucleotides long. RefSeq lists its product as uncharacterized. Gene Ontology annotation, biological process: cellular response to L-arginine; regulation of intracellular signal transduction. The record is from RefSeq and is a predicted model, not a curated record. Gene Ontology annotation, cellular component: cytosol. The transcript has 4 exons. The coding region runs from base 54 to 1919 and encodes 621 amino acids. Lineage: Eukaryota; Fungi; Basidiomycota; Microbotryomycetes; Sporidiobolales; Sporidiobolaceae.